Messenger RNA from Gryllus bimaculatus (two-spotted cricket), 294 nucleotides. Lineage: Eukaryota; Metazoa; Arthropoda; Insecta; Orthoptera; Gryllidae. The record is from the annotation of a GenBank genome assembly.
AUGCGUGGUACAAGCUCAUUGCUACGGGUUCCCAAAGCAUGUGGCCCGCCAGAAUAUGAAUAUAAACCCUACACAGCGGAAGCGGAAUCGUCGACGUCGACGGAAGCGACGACGACGACGACGACGGCAGCGGCAGCGGCGGCGCCCAUGGCCCCGCCGCCCGACGCCGCGUGGGGGGCGUGGUCCGCGUGGGGGCCCUGCGGCGCCGGCGGCACCCAGCGCCGCUCGCGCCCGUGCCUGGCGGGCGCCCGCGGCGAGCCGCUGGCCGACAGCGAGCCUUGCCUGCUGCUGCCC